This is a messenger RNA of Sorex araneus (European shrew), 2391 nucleotides long. RefSeq names its product ependymin related 1 (gene EPDR1). Gene Ontology annotation, cellular component: lysosome; extracellular region. The record is from RefSeq and is a predicted model, not a curated record. Gene Ontology annotation, molecular function: calcium ion binding. The coding region runs from base 16 to 840 and encodes 274 amino acids. Lineage: Eukaryota; Metazoa; Chordata; Mammalia; Eulipotyphla; Soricidae. Gene Ontology annotation, biological process: cell-matrix adhesion. The transcript is spliced from 3 exons.
ACCAGGACCAGGAGGAUGCGGCAACCUUGCUUUUCAGACGCGCCCUGCCUCGGCCCGCAGCGCCCGGGAACGGGCGGGAGCGCCCGGAUCGGCGCGCGCCCUUUAAGGCGCGGAGGCCCGGAGGGCGCGGGUGGCACCGCUGCCACCGCAUUUCCUGCCGGCAGCCGGGCGGCGGCACCGCGAGCGCCCGACGCGGAGCCCAGGCUGGCCAUGGCGGGCCUGCUGCGGGCCGGCCUGUGGCUGUGCGCGCUGGCCCUGUGCGUCCCGGCCGGGGCGGCCCCGCGCCCGUGCCAGGCGCCGCAGCAGUGGGAGGGUCGCCGGGUGCUGUUCCGGCGCGACAGCGGCCUCCGCAGCCGCGCGCUGCUGGCCUACGACGGGCCGCAGAGACGCGUGCGCGUGCUGGAGGAGAGGAAGGCGCUCAUCCCGUGCCGCCGAUUAUUCGAAUAUAUUUUGCUCUUUAAUGAUGGAGUGAUGUUUCGGAUUGAGCAAUCCACCAAGCAGUGCUCCAAGUUCCCCCUGACGGAGCCCUGGGACCCACUGGACAUCCCCCAGAACUCCACCUUUGAGGACCAGUACUCCAUUGGCGGGCCGCAGGAGCAGAUCACUGUUCAGGAGUGGUCAGACAGGAAGUCGGCGAGAUCAUAUGAAACCUGGAUUGGCAUUUAUACACUCAAGGAUUGUUAUCCUGUCCAGGAAACCAUCACCAAAAAUUACAGUGUGAUGUUCUCCACGCGUUUUUUUGACAUAGAGCUGGGCAUUAAAGACCCUUCAGUGUUUACACCCCCGAGCACGUGCCAGGAAGCCCAACCGGAGUGGACAAGUGAGGACUGCCCCUGGUGAGCCCCUGAAUGCAGAAGCAACUGCCUGGGGCAUCUCGAGCCUGGAGACCCCAUUCAAAAGGGACUUAACUGGGAAGAGAUGAGAACCUUCAUUGGAAAUAAACCCCAUAAUUUUACAAACAUUAUUGUAAUUUUUCCUGUAUGCAUGGGCUGACUGAAAGGCUGUAUCUUCAAAUGGGUGUAGAAUGGAGAGUAUGUGGUGACAGGAUUGAACCCGUGGCUCACCAGUGGCUUAAGGGUUUCUCAAGCCUGUUGGGGUGUUUCCCUGUACACGGGCAGCAGUGGCGGGUUACUUCACACACAGGACUGUUUUAUUGCUCACAUUCCUGAACAUAUCAUUGCUGACACUUGUACAAUAACCACAGUCAGGGUGGUUUAUAGUCUCUGUAGAUAAUGGGUAUUUUAUUGCCCACACCAAGGUGAAGACUACUCACUCUCUCCCUUUGGCACCUUUGGCACUCCCUCUUUGCUUAUUACACACCCACAACCCGGCCACUAAGUGAUCCAUUCAGGUCAAUUCUAGACCUGAGAUCACAUGACUUAAGAGCCUUAUCACGUGACUCAAUUGGUGUGAAUGUUUUGGGAGAAAAUGGAAAGGUAUAAAGAAAAGUAACACUUUUGCCAAAAAGAUUUUGUAAACAAGAGUCUGGAAAAUUUUUGUGCAGGCCUGAGUAAGAAUACACCAGAUAUGUUUCCCUUUUUUUGAUGUAAGAAUAUUAAUUUGUAGCCUGACUCAUUAACAUCCUUAUCAUUCAAUGUAAAGUGGUAGGGAGCAAUUAAAAAGUAGAACUGAACUUAGAGGUGAGGAAACCAUUCGAAAUGCAGAACUAGAGUUCCCUUGCACUUUUACUCUUUGAAUGGAGUAAUGUACUCACUCUGCUUCCCCUCACUCUUGCCUCCUUCCGUGUCACCUCACAGCCCCCUUACCCCGGCCUUCUGCCUAUCAUUCUUCCCUGGCUCCCUCCUGAGCUGCUGGGAGCUGCUCUCAGGCCUGGAUUGCAUGCAGCUGGAGCAUGCUGAUCUCCGUAUUUGCUAGGCUAUGUGCUAAGCUUUGCUUAUUACACACUCACAAGACUGAGUGAGCUCCUUGAGUACAGGUAGCUUGUUCUCUUUCAUUUUAUAAGCCCAGUACCAAGUAAGUGCCUGGCACAUGAUUUGUAUGCCCAGUACCAAGUAGUGCCCUAAACAUUUGCGAGUGGAGAAUAUCAGACUCUCCUAGCCUUUGUACUUCCACCUAUUAAAUGGCAUUAGGUUUGUUGAUCCCUAAGAAGAAUUCCAGUAAUAAAACUGAUGUUUCUAAAUUCUUCAAGUAUUGUAUUUCCUCUGAUCAUCUAUAUAUCUAACAUCUAUUACAAGAGAAAUGUGUGACACCUGUAUUACACUGAAAACCAACUGUAUUACCAUUUACCUAUAUUAGUUCAAUAGACAGAUUUAAGUGCAGCAUAAGGCAUUCUUUAAUACAUUGUCUUUAUAAUAAAUAUGGAUUAACUUGGCUUAAAGAACUUGAAACUGCUGUCCAGUGAAUAAAUAAAACAAUGUUAUCAAAGCUGAA